AUGGACAGUCCCAUAAAGUGCCUGGGCAAGUGGUUUGAUUCGAGCCUUAGUGACAAAGCAAACGUAGUGCGCAUCAGAUCACAGCUCCAGGAAGGGCUGAAACAAAUCGACAAAUCCGCUUUACCAGGAAAGUUCAAGGCAUGGCUCUUCCAGAAUGCACUUCUCCCCAGACUGAUGUGGCCCCUUAUGCUAUAUGAAAUACCUACAUCCUCUGUCGAAUGCUUGGAGAGAACGAUCAGCAGACACCUGCGCCGAUGGCUGGGAGUACCACCAAGCUUAACCAGCAUCGGAUUGUAUGGGCGACCCAACAAGCUACAACUCCCGCUAUCAUCACUAGUGGAGGAGUUCAAAGUUGCAAAGACACGACUGGUAGUGACGCUCAAGCAAUCGCAGGACAGUUCAAUCCGAAAUGCUGGGAUUGAAACUAGGACAGGGAGAAAGUGGUCAGCAAGCCAAGCAGUCGAACAGGCCGAGAAAAGACUCCAGCAAAAAGACAUUGUCGGCAUCACAGCUGUAGGCAGACAGGGGCUAGGCAGCUUCAAGAUAACAUUAUGGAGUUCUGUUGGAAACAUGGCAAGGAGGAGAAUGGUGCAAGAUGAAGUCAGAGCAGCACAAGAAGAAGGCAGAAGAGCGAAAACUGUGGCUAUGGGUGCCCAAGGUGCGUGGAUGAAGUGGACAACGACAGAAAAAAAUCUGACCUGGGCUGAUAUUUGGAGCUACGAACCUCUGAGGAUAGCGUUCCUGCUCAGAUCAGUCUAUGACCUGCUACCGUCACUCUCAAACCUGCACAGAUGGGGUCUACAGGACCACCCCAAGUGCCAAUUGUGUGAAAAGACAGGAACCAUGGAACAUAUUCUGUCAUCGUGUACCACAGCCCUCACCCAAGGACGCUACAGGUGGAGACACGAGAGUGUUCUUCAGGAACUCGCUGACAAGUUGGAACGCGAGAGGACCAAGAAAAGGCCCAGACAGAAACCCCAAAUGAUUCAGUUCGUGAAGGAAGGACAAAAGGCGCCUAAAUAA
This is a messenger RNA of Dreissena polymorpha, 1023 nucleotides long. RefSeq lists its product as uncharacterized. Lineage: Eukaryota; Metazoa; Mollusca; Bivalvia; Myida; Dreissenidae. The transcript has a single exon. The record is from RefSeq and is a predicted model, not a curated record. The coding region runs from base 1 to 1023 and encodes 340 amino acids.